This is a messenger RNA of Schistosoma bovis, 24753 nucleotides long. The record is from the annotation of a GenBank genome assembly. NCBI's taxonomy places the organism in Eukaryota, Metazoa, Platyhelminthes, Trematoda, Strigeidida, Schistosomatidae.
AUGAUAAUAUUAAUGAUAAUGAUUUUAUUGAAACUCUAUUACUAUAUAACACUACUACAAUUAAAUUAUAUUAAUGGACAAUUGAAUGAAUGUGAUAAUUUACAAGCGAAUCAAACAAUUUCACAUAUUAAUUAUGAUACAAAUGAACUUAAUCCUAUUGAUAAUAACAAUCCAUUAGAAAUGGAUAUUGUGAAUAUAAAAGAAAUGGAAUGGAAUGAUCAAAAAUCAAUGACACGUAGUUGGCCAUUAGAUGUAAUCUAUAAUGAUGAAUGUCAUAAGAUGAAUAUAAACUCUAAUGUAAAUAAUCGAUGCCAAGAAUUAAAACAAAACCAGGAGGAAAAUGAAAAGGAUGUAAAAUGUAAUGAAGAAGCAUAUAAAAGAAUGAACAAAAUCAGAUCAAAUCAAAAUAAGAUAAUGAUGAAUAAAGAAGAAUCCAAUAGAAUAUAUGGAAAUCAGAUUGAUGAAUUAAGUCAAACAAAGUGUAAUCAGCUAGAAAAUGAAAAACCAUACAACAUGGAACAACUAAAUUGGAAAGUGAGAAAUGAAGAAUACGAUAUAAACGAAGAACAAAACACGAUGAUAAAUUAUGAAAAUAUAUUGGAAAAAGCAGAAAACACAAACGAACACCACAUAAAAAAAAAAACACACGAAAUUGAAAUAGGUGAAGCAACUAAACAAAGUGAACAAAAAACUGGAAAUAACACAACAAGAAUGAACAAAAAUAACCAAAUCAUAUUAAAUGAAAACAAAUAUCAAACAAGAAAUGAUGCAACAAAAUACGUCCAACCAUCAUCAACAUUACAACCAGUUCCAGUUGUCACUGCAGUCCCACCAGUCUACAAUCAGUCCACCACACAAUCCACAUCGACCACCACUCAAACACCACUCAUUACAACACAAUACCUACAACCAUCAUCAACAUUACAACCAGUUCCAAUUGUCACGUCCAACAAAUCAAGCGACGCUGAAUAUAGCAUUAAUGGAAUAUUGACGAACACUGAAUCUUCAAUCUAUACAACAAAAUACGUCCAACCAUCAUCAACAUUACAACCAGUUCCAGUUGUCACUGCAGUCCCACCAGUCUACAAUCAGUCCACCACACAAUCCACAUCGACCACCACUCAAACACCACUCAUUACAACACAAUACCUACAACCAUCAUCAACAUUACAACCAGUUCCAAUUGUCACGUCCAACAAAUCAAGCGACGCUGAAUAUAGCAUUAAUGGAAUAUUGACGAACACUGAAUCUUCAAUCUAUACAACAAAAUACGUCCAACCAUCAUCAACAUUACAACCAGUUCCAGUUGUCACUGCAGUCCCACCAGUCUACAAUCAGUCCACCACACAAUCCACAUCGACCACCACUCAAACACCACUCAUUACAACACAAUACCUACAACCAUCAUCAACAUUACAACCAGUUCCAAUUGUCACGUCCAACAAAUCAAGCGACGCUGAAUAUAGCAUUAAUGGAAUAUUGACGAACACUGAAUCUUCAAUCUAUACAACAAAAUACGUCCAACCAUCAUCAGCAUUACAACCAGUUCCAGUUGUCACUGCAGUCCCACCAGUCUACAAUCAGUCCACCACACAAUCCACAUCGACCACCACUCAAACACCACUCAUUACAACACAAUACCUACAACCAUCAUCAACAUUACAACCAGUUCCAAUUGUCACGUCCAACAAAUCAAGCGACGCUGAAUAUAGCAUUAAUGGAAUAUUGACGAACACUGAAUCUUCAAUCUAUACAACAAAAUACGUCCAACCAUCAUCAACAUUACAACCAGUUCCAGUUGUCACUGCAGUCCCACCAGUCUACAAUCAGUCCACCACACAAUCCACAUCGACCACCACUCAAACACCACUCAUUACAAUACAAUACCUACAACCAUCAUCAACAUUACAACCAGUUCCAAUUGUCACGUCCAACAAAUCAAGCGACGCUGAAUAUAGCAUUAAUGGAAUAUUGACGAACACUGAAUCUUCAAUCUAUACAACAAAAUACGUCCAACCAUCAUCAACAUUACAACCAGUUCCAGUUGUCACUGCAGUCCCACCAGUCUACAAUCAGUCCACCACACAAUCCACAUCGACCACCACUCAAACACCACUCAUUACAACACAAUACCUACAACCAUCAUCAACAUUACAACCAGUUCCAAUUGUCACGUCCAACAAAUCAAGCGACGCUGAAUAUAGCAUUAAUGGAAUAUUGACGAACACUGAAUCUUCAAUCUAUACAACAAAAUACGUCCAACCAUCAUCAACAUUACAACCAGUUCCAGUUGUCACUGCAGUCCCACCAGUCUACAAUCAGUCCACCACACAAUCCACAUCGACCACCACUCAAACACCACUCAUUACAACACAAUACCUACAACCAUCAUCAACAUUACAACCAGUUCCAAUUGUCACGUCCAACAAAUCAAGCGACGCUGAAUAUAGCAUUAAUGGAAUAUUGACGAACACUGAAUCUUCAAUCUAUACAACAAAAUACGUCCAACCAUCAUCAACAUUACAACCAGUUCCAGUUGUCACUGCAGUCCCACCAGUCUACAAUCAGUCCACCACACAAUCCACAUCGACCACCACUCAAACACCACUCAUUACAACACAAUACCUACAACCAUCAUCAACAUUACAACCAGUUCCAAUUGUCACGUCCAACAAAUCAAGCGACGCUGAAUAUAGCAUUAAUGGAAUAUUGACGAACACUGAAUCUUCAAUCUAUACAACAAAAUACGUCCAACCAUCAUCAACAUUACAACCAGUUCCAGUUGUCACUGCAGUCCCACCAGUCUACAAUCAGUCCACCACACAAUCCACAUCGACCACCACUCAAACACCACUCAUUACAACACAAUACCUACAACCAUCAUCAACAUUACAACCAGUUCCAAUUGUCACGUCCAACAAAUCAAGCGACGCUGAAUAUAGCAUUAAUGGAAUAUUGACGAACACUGAAUCUUCAAUCUAUACAACAAAAUACGUCCAACCAUCAUCAACAUUACAACCAGUUCCAGUUGUCACUGCAGUCCCACCAGUCUACAAUCAGUCCACCACACAAUCCACAUCGACCACCACUCAAACACCACUCAUUACAACACAAUACCUACAACCAUCAUCAACAUUACAACCAGUUCCAAUUGUCACGUCCAACAAAUCAAGCGACGCUGAAUAUAGCAUUAAUGGAAUAUUGACGAACACUGAAUCUUCAAUCUAUACAACAAAAUACGUCCAACCAUCAUCAACAUUACAACCAGUUCCAGUUGUCACUGCAGUCCCACCAGUCUACAAUCAGUCCACCACACAAUCCACAUCGACCACCACUCAAACACCACUCAUUACAACACAAUACCUACAACCAUCAUCAACAUUACAACCAGUUCCAAUUGUCACGUCCAACAAAUCAAGCGACGCUGAAUAUAGCAUUAAUGGAAUAUUGACGAACACUGAAUCUUCAAUCUAUACAACAAAAUACGUCCAACCAUCAUCAACAUUACAACCAGUUCCAGUUGUCACUGCAGUCCCACCAGUCUACAAUCAGUCCACCACACAAUCCACAUCGACCACCACUCAAACACCACUCAUUACAACACAAUACCUACAACCAUCAUCAACAUUACAACCAGUUCCAAUUGUCACGUCCAACAAAUCAAGCGACGCUGAAUAUAGCAUUAAUGGAAUAUUGACGAACACUGAAUCUUCAAUCUAUACAACAAAAUACGUCCAACCAUCAUCAACAUUACAACCAGUUCCAGUUGUCACUGCAGUCCCACCAGUCUACAAUCAGUCCACCACACAAUCCACAUCGACCACCACUCAAACACCACUCAUUACAACACAAUACCUACAACCAUCAUCAACAUUACAACCAGUUCCAAUUGUCACGUCCAACAAAUCAAGCGACGCUGAAUAUAGCAUUAAUGGAAUAUUGACGAACACUGAAUCUUCAAUCUAUACAACAAAAUACGUCCAACCAUCAUCAACAUUACAACCAGUUCCAGUUGUCACUGCAGUCCCACCAGUCUACAAUCAGUCCACCACACAAUCCACAUCGACCACCACUCAAACACCACUCAUUACAACACAAUACCUACAACCAUCAUCAACAUUACAACCAGUUCCAAUUGUCACGUCCAACAAAUCAAGCGACGCUGAAUAUAGCAUUAAUGGAAUAUUGACGAACACUGAAUCUUCAAUCUAUACAACAAAAUACGUCCAACCAUCAUCAACAUUACAACCAGUUCCAGUUGUCACUGCAGUCCCACCAGUCUACAAUCAGUCCACCACACAAUCCACAUCGACCACCACUCAAACACCACUCAUUACAACACAAUACCUACAACCAUCAUCAACAUUACAACCAGUUCCAAUUGUCACGUCCAACAAAUCAAGCGACGCUGAAUAUAGCAUUAAUGGAAUAUUGACGAACACUGAAUCUUCAAUCUAUACAACAAAAUACGUCCAACCAUCAUCAACAUUACAACCAGUUCCAGUUGUCACUGCAGUCCCACCAGUCUACAAUCAGUCCACCACACAAUCCACAUCGACCACCACUCAAACACCACUCAUUACAACACAAUACCUACAACCAUCAUCAACAUUACAACCAGUUCCAAUUGUCACGUCCAACAAAUCAAGCGACGCUGAAUAUAGCAUUAAUGGAAUAUUGACGAACACUGAAUCUUCAAUCUAUACAACAAAAUACGUCCAACCAUCAUCAACAUUACAACCAGUUCCAGUUGUCACUGCAGUCCCACCAGUCUACAAUCAGUCCACCACACAAUCCACAUCGACCACCACUCAAACACCACUCAUUACAACACAAUACCUACAACCAUCAUCAACAUUACAACCAGUUCCAAUUGUCACGUCCAACAAAUCAAGCGACGCUGAAUAUAGCAUUAAUGGAAUAUUGACGAACACUGAAUCUUCAAUCUAUACAACAAAAUACGUCCAACCAUCAUCAACAUUACAACCAGUUCCAGUUGUCACUGCAGUCCCACCAGUCUACAAUCAGUCCACCACACAAUCCACAUCGACCACCACUCAAACACCACUCAUUACAACACAAUACCUACAACCAUCAUCAACAUUACAACCAGUUCCAAUUGUCACGUCCAACAAAUCAAGCGACGCUGAAUAUAGCAUUAAUGGAAUAUUGACGAACACUGAAUCUUCAAUCUAUACAACAAAAUACGUCCAACCAUCAUCAACAUUACAACCAGUUCCAGUUGUCACUGCAGUCCCACCAGUCUACAAUCAGUCCACCACACAAUCCACAUCGACCACCACUCAAACACCACUCAUUACAACACAAUACCUACAACCAUCAUCAACAUUACAACCAGUUCCAAUUGUCACGUCCAACAAAUCAAGCGACGCUGAAUAUAGCAUUAAUGGAAUAUUGACGAACACUGAAUCUUCAAUCUAUACAACAAAAUACGUCCAACCAUCAUCAACAUUACAACCAGUUCCAGUUGUCACUGCAGUCCCACCAGUCUACAAUCAGUCCACCACACAAUCCACAUCGACCACCACUCAAACACCACUCAUUACAACACAAUACCUACAACCAUCAUCAACAUUACAACCAGUUCCAAUUGUCACGUCCAACAAAUCAAGCGACGCUGAAUAUAGCAUUAAUGGAAUAUUGACGAACACUGAAUCUUCAAUCUAUACAACAAAAUACGUCCAACCAUCAUCAACAUUACAACCAGUUCCAGUUGUCACUGCAGUCCCACCAGUCUACAAUCAGUCCACCACACAAUCCACAUCGACCACCACUCAAACACCACUCAUUACAACACAAUACCUACAACCAUCAUCAACAUUACAACCAGUUCCAAUUGUCACGUCCAACAAAUCAAGCGACGCUGAAUAUAGCAUUAAUGGAAUAUUGACGAACACUGAAUCUUCAAUCUAUACAACAAAAUACGUCCAACCAUCAUCAACAUUACAACCAGUUCCAGUUGUCACUGCAGUCCCACCAGUCUACAAUCAGUCCACCACACAAUCCACAUCGACCACCACUCAAACACCACUCAUUACAACACAAUACCUACAACCAUCAUCAACAUUACAACCAGUUCCAAUUGUCACGUCCAACAAAUCAAGCGACGCUGAAUAUAGCAUUAAUGGAAUAUUGACGAACACUGAAUCUUCAAUCUAUACAACAAAAUACGUCCAACCAUCAUCAACAUUACAACCAGUUCCAGUUGUCACUGCAGUCCCACCAGUCUACAAUCAGUCCACCACACAAUCCACAUCGACCACCACUCAAACACCACUCAUUACAACACAAUACCUACAACCAUCAUCAACAUUACAACCAGUUCCAAUUGUCACGUCCAACAAAUCAAGCGACGCUGAAUAUAGCAUUAAUGGAAUAUUGACGAACACUGAAUCUUCAAUCUAUACAACAAAAUACGUCCAACCAUCAUCAACAUUACAACCAGUUCCAGUUGUCACUGCAGUCCCACCAGUCUACAAUCAGUCCACCACACAAUCCACAUCGACCACCACUCAAACACCACUCAUUACAACACAAUACCUACAACCAUCAUCAACAUUACAACCAGUUCCAAUUGUCACGUCCAACAAAUCAAGCGACGCUGAAUAUAGCAUUAAUGGAAUAUUGACGAACACUGAAUCUUCAAUCUAUACAACAAAAUACGUCCAACCAUCAUCAACAUUACAACCAGUUCCAGUUGUCACUGCAGUCCCACCAGUCUACAAUCAGUCCACCACACAAUCCACAUCGACCACCACUCAAACACCACUCAUUACAACACAAUACCUACAACCAUCAUCAACAUUACAACCAGUUCCAAUUGUCACGUCCAACAAAUCAAGCGACGCUGAAUAUAGCAUUAAUGGAAUAUUGACGAACACUGAAUCUUCAAUCUAUACAACAAAAUACGUCCAACCAUCAUCAACAUUACAACCAGUUCCAGUUGUCACUGCAGUCCCACCAGUCUACAAUCAGUCCACCACACAAUCCACAUCGACCACCACUCAAACACCACUCAUUACAACACAAUACCUACAACCAUCAUCAACAUUACAACCAGUUCCAAUUGUCACGUCCAACAAAUCAAGCGACGCUGAAUAUAGCAUUAAUGGAAUAUUGACGAACACUGAAUCUUCAAUCUAUACAACAAAAUACGUCCAACCAUCAUCAACAUUACAACCAGUUCCAGUUGUCACUGCAGUCCCACCAGUCUACAAUCAGUCCACCACACAAUCCACAUCGACCACCACUCAAACACCACUCAUUACAACACAAUACCUACAACCAUCAUCAACAUUACAACCAGUUCCAAUUGUCACGUCCAACAAAUCAAGCGACGCUGAAUAUAGCAUUAAUGGAAUAUUGACGAACACUGAAUCUUCAAUCUAUACAACAAAAUACGUCCAACCAUCAUCAACAUUACAACCAGUUCCAGUUGUCACUGCAGUCCCACCAGUCUACAAUCAGUCCACCACACAAUCCACAUCGACCACCACUCAAACACCACUCAUUACAACACAAUACCUACAACCAUCAUCAACAUUACAACCAGUUCCAAUUGUCACGUCCAACAAAUCAAGCGACGCUGAAUAUAGCAUUAAUGGAAUAUUGACGAACACUGAAUCUUCAAUCUAUACAACAAAAUACGUCCAACCAUCAUCAACAUUACAACCAGUUCCAGUUGUCACUGCAGUCCCACCAGUCUACAAUCAGUCCACCACACAAUCCACAUCGACCACCACUCAAACACCACUCAUUACAACACAAUACCUACAACCAUCAUCAACAUUACAACCAGUUCCAAUUGUCACGUCCAACAAAUCAAGCGACGCUGAAUAUAGCAUUAAUGGAAUAUUGACGAACACUGAAUCUUCAAUCUAUACAACAAAAUACGUCCAACCAUCAUCAACAUUACAACCAGUUCCAGUUGUCACUGCAGUCCCACCAGUCUACAAUCAGUCCACCACACAAUCCACAUCGACCACCACUCAAACACCACUCAUUACAACACAAUACCUACAACCAUCAUCAACAUUACAACCAGUUCCAAUUGUCACGUCCAACAAAUCAAGCGACGCUGAAUAUAGCAUUAAUGGAAUAUUGACGAACACUGAAUCUUCAAUCUAUACAACAAAAUACGUCCAACCAUCAUCAACAUUACAACCAGUUCCAGUUGUCACUGCAGUCCCACCAGUCUACAAUCAGUCCACCACACAAUCCACAUCGACCACCACUCAAACACCACUCAUUACAACACAAUACCUACAACCAUCAUCAACAUUACAACCAGUUCCAAUUGUCACGUCCAACAAAUCAAGCGACGCUGAAUAUAGCAUUAAUGGAAUAUUGACGAACACUGAAUCUUCAAUCUAUACAACAAAAUACGUCCAACCAUCAUCAACAUUACAACCAGUUCCAGUUGUCACUGCAGUCCCACCAGUCUACAAUCAGUCCACCACACAAUCCACAUCGACCACCACUCAAACACCACUCAUUACAACACAAUACCUACAACCAUCAUCAACAUUACAACCAGUUCCAAUUGUCACGUCCAACAAAUCAAGCGACGCUGAAUAUAGCAUUAAUGGAAUAUUGACGAACACUGAAUCUUCAAUCUAUACAACAAAAUACGUCCAACCAUCAUCAACAUUACAACCAGUUCCAGUUGUCACUGCAGUCCCACCAGUCUACAAUCAGUCCACCACACAAUCCACAUCGACCACCACUCAAACACCACUCAUUACAACACAAUACCUACAACCAUCAUCAACAUUACAACCAGUUCCAAUUGUCACGUCCAACAAAUCAAGCGACGCUGAAUAUAGCAUUAAUGGAAUAUUGACGAACACUGAAUCUUCAAUCUAUACAACAAAAUACGUCCAACCAUCAUCAACAUUACAACCAGUUCCAGUUGUCACUGCAGUCCCACCAGUCUACAAUCAGUCCACCACACAAUCCACAUCGACCACCACUCAAACACCACUCAUUACAACACAAUACCUACAACCAUCAUCAACAUUACAACCAGUUCCAAUUGUCACGUCCAACAAAUCAAGCGACGCUGAAUAUAGCAUUAAUGGAAUAUUGACGAACACUGAAUCUUCAAUCUAUACAACAAAAUACGUCCAACCAUCAUCAACAUUACAACCAGUUCCAGUUGUCACUGCAGUCCCACCAGUCUACAAUCAGUCCACCACACAAUCCACAUCGACCACCACUCAAACACCACUCAUUACAACACAAUACCUACAACCAUCAUCAACAUUACAACCAGUUCCAAUUGUCACGUCCAACAAAUCAAGCGACGCUGAAUAUAGCAUUAAUGGAAUAUUGACGAACACUGAAUCUUCAAUCUAUACAACAAAAUACGUCCAACCAUCAUCAACAUUACAACCAGUUCCAGUUGUCACUGCAGUCCCACCAGUCUACAAUCAGUCCACCACACAAUCCACAUCGACCACCACUCAAACACCACUCAUUACAACACAAUACCUACAACCAUCAUCAACAUUACAACCAGUUCCAAUUGUCACGUCCAACAAAUCAAGCGACGCUGAAUAUAGCAUUAAUGGAAUAUUGACGAACACUGAAUCUUCAAUCUAUACAACAAAAUACGUCCAACCAUCAUCAACAUUACAACCAGUUCCAGUUGUCACUGCAGUCCCACCAGUCUACAAUCAGUCCACCACACAAUCCACAUCGACCACCACUCAAACACCACUCAUUACAACACAAUACCUACAACCAUCAUCAACAUUACAACCAGUUCCAAUUGUCACGUCCAACAAAUCAAGCGACGCUGAAUAUAGCAUUAAUGGAAUAUUGACGAACACUGAAUCUUCAAUCUAUACAACAAAAUACGUCCAACCAUCAUCAACAUUACAACCAGUUCCAGUUGUCACUGCAGUCCCACCAGUCUACAAUCAGUCCACCACACAAUCCACAUCGACCACCACUCAAACACCACUCAUUACAACACAAUACCUACAACCAUCAUCAACAUUACAACCAGUUCCAAUUGUCACGUCCAACAAAUCAAGCGACGCUGAAUAUAGCAUUAAUGGAAUAUUGACGAACACUGAAUCUUCAAUCUAUACAACAAAAUACGUCCAACCAUCAUCAACAUUACAACCAGUUCCAGUUGUCACUGCAGUCCCACCAGUCUACAAUCAGUCCACCACACAAUCCACAUCGACCACCACUCAAACACCACUCAUUACAACACAAUACCUACAACCAUCAUCAACAUUACAACCAGUUCCAAUUGUCACGUCCAACAAAUCAAGCGACGCUGAAUAUAGCAUUAAUGGAAUAUUGACGAACACUGAAUCUUCAAUCUAUACAACAAAAUACGUCCAACCAUCAUCAACAUUACAACCAGUUCCAGUUGUCACUGCAGUCCCACCAGUCUACAAUCAGUCCACCACACAAUCCACAUCGACCACCACUCAAACACCACUCAUUACAACACAAUACCUACAACCAUCAUCAACAUUACAACCAGUUCCAAUUGUCACGUCCAACAAAUCAAGCGACGCUGAAUAUAGCAUUAAUGGAAUAUUGACGAACACUGAAUCUUCAAUCUAUACAACAAAAUACGUCCAACCAUCAUCAACAUUACAACCAGUUCCAGUUGUCACUGCAGUCCCACCAGUCUACAAUCAGUCCACCACACAAUCCACAUCGACCACCACUCAAACACCACUCAUUACAACACAAUACCUACAACCAUCAUCAACAUUACAACCAGUUCCAAUUGUCACGUCCAACAAAUCAAGCGACGCUGAAUAUAGCAUUAAUGGAAUAUUGACGAACACUGAAUCUUCAAUCUAUACAACAAAAUACGUCCAACCAUCAUCAACAUUACAACCAGUUCCAGUUGUCACUGCAGUCCCACCAGUCUACAAUCAGUCCACCACACAAUCCACAUCGACCACCACUCAAACACCACUCAUUACAACACAAUACCUACAACCAUCAUCAACAUUACAACCAGUUCCAAUUGUCACGUCCAACAAAUCAAGCGACGCUGAAUAUAGCAUUAAUGGAAUAUUGACGAACACUGAAUCUUCAAUCUAUACAACAAAAUACGUCCAACCAUCAUCAACAUUACAACCAGUUCCAGUUGUCACUGCAGUCCCACCAGUCUACAAUCAGUCCACCACACAAUCCACAUCGACCACCACUCAAACACCACUCAUUACAACACAAUACCUACAACCAUCAUCAACAUUACAACCAGUUCCAAUUGUCACGUCCAACAAAUCAAGCGACGCUGAAUAUAGCAUUAAUGGAAUAUUGACGAACACUGAAUCUUCAAUCUAUACAACAAAAUACGUCCAACCAUCAUCAACAUUACAACCAGUUCCAGUUGUCACUGCAGUCCCACCAGUCUACAAUCAGUCCACCACACAAUCCACAUCGACCACCACUCAAACACCACUCAUUACAACACAAUACCUACAACCAUCAUCAACAUUACAACCAGUUCCAAUUGUCACGUCCAACAAAUCAAGCGACGCUGAAUAUAGCAUUAAUGGAAUAUUGACGAACACUGAAUCUUCAAUCUAUACAACAAAAUACGUCCAACCAUCAUCAACAUUACAACCAGUUCCAGUUGUCACUGCAGUCCCACCAGUCUACAAUCAGUCCACCACACAAUCCACAUCGACCACCACUCAAACACCACUCAUUACAACACAAUACCUACAACCAUCAUCAACAUUACAACCAGUUCCAAUUGUCACGUCCAACAAAUCAAGCGACGCUGAAUAUAGCAUUAAUGGAAUAUUGACGAACACUGAAUCUUCAAUCUAUACAACAAAAUACGUCCAACCAUCAUCAACAUUACAACCAGUUCCAGUUGUCACUGCAGUCCCACCAGUCUACAAUCAGUCCACCACACAAUCCACAUCGACCACCACUCAAACACCACUCAUUACAACACAAUACCUACAACCAUCAUCAACAUUACAACCAGUUCCAAUUGUCACGUCCAACAAAUCAAGCGACGCUGAAUAUAGCAUUAAUGGAAUAUUGACGAACACUGAAUCUUCAAUCUAUACAACAAAAUACGUCCAACCAUCAUCAACAUUACAACCAGUUCCAGUUGUCACUGCAGUCCCACCAGUCUACAAUCAGUCCACCACACAAUCCACAUCGACCACCACUCAAACACCACUCAUUACAACACAAUACCUACAACCAUCAUCAACAUUACAACCAGUUCCAAUUGUCACGUCCAACAAAUCAAGCGACGCUGAAUAUAGCAUUAAUGGAAUAUUGACGAACACUGAAUCUUCAAUCUAUACAACAAAAUACGUCCAACCAUCAUCAACAUUACAACCAGUUCCAGUUGUCACUGCAGUCCCACCAGUCUACAAUCAGUCCACCACACAAUCCACAUCGACCACCACUCAAACACCACUCAUUACAACACAAUACCUACAACCAUCAUCAACAUUACAACCAGUUCCAAUUGUCACGUCCAACAAAUCAAGCGACGCUGAAUAUAGCAUUAAUGGAAUAUUGACGAACACUGAAUCUUCAAUCUAUACAACAAAAUACGUCCAACCAUCAUCAACAUUACAACCAGUUCCAGUUGUCACUGCAGUCCCACCAGUCUACAAUCAGUCCACCACACAAUCCACAUCGACCACCACUCAAACACCACUCAUUACAACACAAUACCUACAACCAUCAUCAACAUUACAACCAGUUCCAAUUGUCACGUCCAACAAAUCAAGCGACGCUGAAUAUAGCAUUAAUGGAAUAUUGACGAACACUGAAUCUUCAAUCUAUACAACAAAAUACGUCCAACCAUCAUCAACAUUACAACCAGUUCCAGUUGUCACUGCAGUCCCACCAGUCUACAAUCAGUCCACCACACAAUCCACAUCGACCACCACUCAAACACCACUCAUUACAACACAAUACCUACAACCAUCAUCAACAUUACAACCAGUUCCAAUUGUCACGUCCAACAAAUCAAGCGACGCUGAAUAUAGCAUUAAUGGAAUAUUGACGAACACUGAAUCUUCAAUCUAUACAACAAAAUACGUCCAACCAUCAUCAACAUUACAACCAGUUCCAGUUGUCACUGCAGUCCCACCAGUCUACAAUCAGUCCACCACACAAUCCACAUCGACCACCACUCAAACACCACUCAUUACAACACAAUACCUACAACCAUCAUCAACAUUACAACCAGUUCCAAUUGUCACGUCCAACAAAUCAAGCGACGCUGAAUAUAGCAUUAAUGGAAUAUUGACGAACACUGAAUCUUCAAUCUAUACAACAAAAUACGUCCAACCAUCAUCAACAUUACAACCAGUUCCAGUUGUCACUGCAGUCCCACCAGUCUACAAUCAGUCCACCACACAAUCCACAUCGACCACCACUCAAACACCACUCAUUACAACACAAUACCUACAACCAUCAUCAACAUUACAACCAGUUCCAAUUGUCACGUCCAACAAAUCAAGCGACGCUGAAUAUAGCAUUAAUGGAAUAUUGACGAACACUGAAUCUUCAAUCUAUACAACAAAAUACGUCCAACCAUCAUCAACAUUACAACCAGUUCCAGUUGUCACUGCAGUCCCACCAGUCUACAAUCAGUCCACCACACAAUCCACAUCGACCACCACUCAAACACCACUCAUUACAACACAAUACCUACAACCAUCAUCAACAUUACAACCAGUUCCAAUUGUCACGUCCAACAAAUCAAGCGACGCUGAAUAUAGCAUUAAUGGAAUAUUGACGAACACUGAAUCUUCAAUCUAUACAACAAAAUACGUCCAACCAUCAUCAACAUUACAACCAGUUCCAGUUGUCACUGCAGUCCCACCAGUCUACAAUCAGUCCACCACACAAUCCACAUCGACCACCACUCAAACACCACUCAUUACAACACAAUACCUACAACCAUCAUCAACAUUACAACCAGUUCCAAUUGUCACGUCCAACAAAUCAAGCGACGCUGAAUAUAGCAUUAAUGGAAUAUUGACGAACACUGAAUCUUCAAUCUAUACAACAAAAUACGUCCAACCAUCAUCAACAUUACAACCAGUUCCAGUUGUCACUGCAGUCCCACCAGUCUACAAUCAGUCCACCACACAAUCCACAUCGACCACCACUCAAACACCACUCAUUACAACACAAUACCUACAACCAUCAUCAACAUUACAACCAGUUCCAAUUGUCACGUCCAACAAAUCAAGCGACGCUGAAUAUAGCAUUAAUGGAAUAUUGACGAACACUGAAUCUUCAAUCUAUACAACAAAAUACGUCCAACCAUCAUCAACAUUACAACCAGUUCCAGUUGUCACUGCAGUCCCACCAGUCUACAAUCAGUCCACCACACAAUCCACAUCGACCACCACUCAAACACCACUCAUUACAACACAAUACCUACAACCAUCAUCAACAUUACAACCAGUUCCAAUUGUCACGUCCAACAAAUCAAGCGACGCUGAAUAUAGCAUUAAUGGAAUAUUGACGAACACUGAAUCUUCAAUCUAUACAACAAAAUACGUCCAACCAUCAUCAACAUUACAACCAGUUCCAGUUGUCACUGCAGUCCCACCAGUCUACAAUCAGUCCACCACACAAUCCACAUCGACCACCACUCAAACACCACUCAUUACAACACAAUACCUACAACCAUCAUCAACAUUACAACCAGUUCCAAUUGUCACGUCCAACAAAUCAAGCGACGCUGAAUAUAGCAUUAAUGGAAUAUUGACGAACACUGAAUCUUCAAUCUAUACAACAAAAUACGUCCAACCAUCAUCAACAUUACAACCAGUUCCAUCCACCACACAAUCCACAUCGACCACCACUCAAACACCACUCAUUACAACACAAUACCUACAACCAUCAUCAACAUUACAACCAGUUCCAAUUGUCACGUCCAACAAAUCAAGCGACGCUGAAUAUAGCAUUAAUGGAAUAUUGACGAACACUGAAUCUUCAAUCUAUACAACAAAAUACGUCCAACCAUCAUCAACAUUACAACCAGUUCCAGUUGUCACUGCAGUCCCACCAGUCUACAAUCAGUCCACCACACAAUCCACAUCGACCACCACUCAAACACCACUCAUUACAACACAAUACCUACAACCAUCAUCAACAUUACAACCAGUUCCAAUUGUCACGUCCAACAAAUCAAGCGACGCUGAAUAUAGCAUUAAUGGAAUAUUGACGAACACUGAAUCUUCAAUCUAUACAACAAAAUACGUCCAACCAUCAUCAACAUUACAACCAGUUCCAGUUGUCACUGCAGUCCCACCAGUCUACAAUCAGUCCACCACACAAUCCACAUCGACCACCACUCAAACACCACUCAUUACAACACAAUACCUACAACCAUCAUCAACAUUACAACCAGUUCCAAUUGUCACGUCCAACAAAUCAAGCGACGCUGAAUAUAGCAUUAAUGGAAUAUUGACGAACACUGAAUCUUCAAUCUAUACAACAAAAUACGUCCAACCAUCAUCAACAUUACAACCAGUUCCAGUUGUCACUGCAGUCCCACCAGUCUACAAUCAGUCCACCACACAAUCCACAUCGACCACCACUCAAACACCACUCAUUACAACACAAUACCUACAACCAUCAUCAACAUUACAACCAGUUCCAAUUGUCACGUCCAACAAAUCAAGCGACGCUGAAUAUAGCAUUAAUGGAAUAUUGACGAACACUGAAUCUUCAAUCUAUACAACAAAAUACGUCCAACCAUCAUCAACAUUACAACCAGUUCCAGUUGUCACUGCAGUCCCACCAGUCUACAAUCAGUCCACCACACAAUCCACAUCGACCACCACUCAAACACCACUCAUUACAACACAAUACCUACAACCAUCAUCAACAUUACAACCAGUUCCAAUUGUCACGUCCAACAAAUCAAGCGACGCUGAAUAUAGCAUUAAUGGAAUAUUGACGAACACUGAAUCUUCAAUCUAUACAACAAAAUACGUCCAACCAUCAUCAACAUUACAACCAGUUCCAGUUGUCACUGCAGUCCCACCAGUCUACAAUCAGUCCACCACACAAUCCACAUCGACCACCACUCAAACACCACUCAUUACAACACAAUACCUACAACCAUCAUCAACAUUACAACCAGUUCCAAUUGUCACGUCCAACAAAUCAAGCGACGCUGAAUAUAGCAUUAAUGGAAUAUUGACGAACACUGAAUCUUCAAUCUAUACAACAAAAUACGUCCAACCAUCAUCAACAUUACAACCAGUUCCAGUUGUCACUGCAGUCCCACCAGUCUACAAUCAGUCCACCACACAAUCCACAUCGACCACCACUCAAACACCACUCAUUACAACACAAUACCUACAACCAUCAUCAACAUUACAACCAGUUCCAAUUGUCACGUCCAACAAAUCAAGCGACGCUGAAUAUAGCAUUAAUGGAAUAUUGACGAACACUGAAUCUUCAAUCUAUACAACAAAAUACGUCCAACCAUCAUCAACAUUACAACCAGUUCCAGUUGUCACUGCAGUCCCACCAGUCUACAAUCAGUCCACCACACAAUCCACAUCGACCACCACUCAAACACCACUCAUUACAACACAAUACCUACAACCAUCAUCAACAUUACAACCAGUUCCAAUUGUCACGUCCAACAAAUCAAGCGACGCUGAAUAUAGCAUUAAUGGAAUAUUGACGAACACUGAAUCUUCAAUCUAUACAACAAAAUACGUCCAACCAUCAUCAACAUUACAACCAGUUCCAGUUGUCACUGCAGUCCCACCAGUCUACAAUCAGUCCACCACACAAUCCACAUCGACCACCACUCAAACACCACUCAUUACAACACAAUACCUACAACCAUCAUCAACAUUACAACCAGUUCCAAUUGUCACGUCCAACAAAUCAAGCGACGCUGAAUAUAGCAUUAAUGGAAUAUUGACGAACACUGAAUCUUCAAUCUAUACAACAAAAUACGUCCAACCAUCAUCAACAUUACAACCAGUUCCAGUUGUCACUGCAGUCCCACCAGUCUACAAUCAGUCCACCACACAAUCCACAUCGACCACCACUCAAACACCACUCAUUACAACACAAUACCUACAACCAUCAUCAACAUUACAACCAGUUCCAAUUGUCACGUCCAACAAAUCAAGCGACGCUGAAUAUAGCAUUAAUGGAAUAUUGACGAACACUGAAUCUUCAAUCUAUACAACAAAAUACGUCCAACCAUCAUCAACAUUACAACCAGUUCCAGUUGUCACUGCAGUCCCACCAGUCUACAAUCAGUCCACCACACAAUCCACAUCGACCACCACUCAAACACCACUCAUUACAACACAAUACCUACAACCAUCAUCAACAUUACAACCAGUUCCAAUUGUCACGUCCAACAAAUCAAGCGACGCUGAAUAUAGCAUUAAUGGAAUAUUGACGAACACUGAAUCUUCAAUCUAUACAACAAAAUACGUCCAACCAUCAUCAACAUUACAACCAGUUCCAGUUGUCACUGCAGUCCCACCAGUCUACAAUCAGUCCACCACACAAUCCACAUCGACCACCACUCAAACACCACUCAUUACAACACAAUACCUACAACCAUCAUCAACAUUACAACCAGUUCCAAUUGUCACGUCCAACAAAUCAAGCGACGCUGAAUAUAGCAUUAAUGGAAUAUUGACGAACACUGAAUCUUCAAUCUAUACAACAAAAUACGUCCAACCAUCAUCAACAUUACAACCAGUUCCAGUUGUCACUGCAGUCCCACCAGUCUACAAUCAGUCCACCACACAAUCCACAUCGACCACCACUCAAACACCACUCAUUACAACACAAUACCUACAACCAUCAUCAACAUUACAACCAGUUCCAAUUGUCACGUCCAACAAAUCAAGCGACGCUGAAUAUAGCAUUAAUGGAAUAUUGACGAACACUGAAUCUUCAAUCUAUACAACAAAAUACGUCCAACCAUCAUCAACAUUACAACCAGUUCCAGUUGUCACUGCAGUCCCACCAGUCUACAAUCAGUCCACCACACAAUCCACAUCGACCACCACUCAAACACCACUCAUUACAACACAAUACCUACAACCAUCAUCAACAUUACAACCAGUUCCAAUUGUCACGUCCAACAAAUCAAGCGACGCUGAAUAUAGCAUUAAUGGAAUAUUGACGAACACUGAAUCUUCAAUCUAUACAACAAAAUACGUCCAACCAUCAUCAACAUUACAACCAGUUCCAGUUGUCACUGCAGUCCCACCAGUCUACAAUCAGUCCACCACACAAUCCACAUCGACCACCACUCAAACACCACUCAUUACAACACAAUACCUACAACCAUCAUCAACAUUACAACCAGUUCCAAUUGUCACGUCCAACAAAUCAAGCGACGCUGAAUAUAGCAUUAAUGGAAUAUUGACGAACACUGAAUCUUCAAUCUAUACAACAAAAUACGUCCAACCAUCAUCAACAUUACAACCAGUUCCAGUUGUCACUGCAGUCCCACCAGUCUACAAUCAGUCCACCACACAAUCCACAUCGACCACCACUCAAACACCACUCAUUACAACACAAUACCUACAACCAUCAUCAACAUUACAACCAGUUCCAAUUGUCACGUCCAACAAAUCAAGCGACGCUGAAUAUAGCAUUAAUGGAAUAUUGACGAACACUGAAUCUUCAAUCUAUACAACAAAAUACGUCCAACCAUCAUCAACAUUACAACCAGUUCCAGUUGUCACUGCAGUCCCACCAGUCUACAAUCAGUCCACCACACAAUCCACAUCGACCACCACUCAAACACCACUCAUUACAACACAAUACCUACAACCAUCAUCAACAUUACAACCAGUUCCAAUUGUCACGUCCAACAAAUCAAGCGACGCUGAAUAUAGCAUUAAUGGAAUAUUGACGAACACUGAAUCUUCAAUCUAUACAACAAAAUACGUCCAACCAUCAUCAACAUUACAACCAGUUCCAGUUGUCACUGCAGUCCCACCAGUCUACAAUCAGUCCACCACACAAUCCACAUCGACCACCACUCAAACACCACUCAUUACAACACAAUACCUACAACCAUCAUCAACAUUACAACCAGUUCCAAUUGUCACGUCCAACAAAUCAAGCGACGCUGAAUAUAGCAUUAAUGGAAUAUUGACGAACACUGAAUCUUCAAUCUAUACAACAAAAUACGUCCAACCAUCAUCAACAUUACAACCAGUUCCAGUUGUCACUGCAGUCCCACCAGUCUACAAUCAGUCCACCACACAAUCCACAUCGACCACCACUCAAACACCACUCAUUACAACACAAUACCUACAACCAUCAUCAACAUUACAACCAGUUCCAAUUGUCACGUCCAACAAAUCAAGCGACGCUGAAUAUAGCAUUAAUGGAAUAUUGACGAACACUGAAUCUUCAAUCUAUACAACAAAAUACGUCCAACCAUCAUCAACAUUACAACCAGUUCCAGUUGUCACUGCAGUCCCACCAGUCUACAAUCAGUCCACCACACAAUCCACAUCGACCACCACUCAAACACCACUCAUUACAACACAAUACCUACAACCAUCAUCAACAUUACAACCAGUUCCAAUUGUCACGUCCAACAAAUCAAGCGACGCUGAAUAUAGCAUUAAUGGAAUAUUGACGAACACUGAAUCUUCAAUCUAUACAACAAAAUACGUCCAACCAUCAUCAACAUUACAACCAGUUCCAGUUGUCACUGCAGUCCCACCAGUCUACAAUCAGUCCACCACACAAUCCACAUCGACCACCACUCAAACACCACUCAUUACAACACAAUACCUACAACCAUCAUCAACAUUACAACCAGUUCCAAUUGUCACGUCCAACAAAUCAAGCGACGCUGAAUAUAGCAUUAAUGGAAUAUUGACGAACACUGAAUCUUCAAUCUAUACAACAAAAUACGUCCAACCAUCAUCAACAUUACAACCAGUUCCAGUUGUCACUGCAGUCCCACCAGUCUACAAUCAGUCCACCACACAAUCCACAUCGACCACCACUCAAACACCACUCAUUACAACACAAUACCUACAACCAUCAUCAACAUUACAACCAGUUCCAAUUGUCACGUCCAACAAAUCAAGCGACGCUGAAUAUAGCAUUAAUGGAAUAUUGACGAACACUGAAUCUUCAAUCUAUACAACAAAAUACGUCCAACCAUCAUCAACAUUACAACCAGUUCCAGUUGUCACUGCAGUCCCACCAGUCUACAAUCAGUCCACCACACAAUCCACAUCGACCACCACUCAAACACCACUCAUUACAACACAAUACCUACAACCAUCAUCAACAUUACAACCAGUUCCAAUUGUCACGUCCAACAAAUCAAGCGACGCUGAAUAUAGCAUUAAUGGAAUAUUGACGAACACUGAAUCUUCAAUCUAUACAACAAAAUACGUCCAACCAUCAUCAACAUUACAACCAGUUCCAGUUGUCACUGCAGUCCCACCAGUCUACAAUCAGUCCACCACACAAUCCACAUCGACCACCACUCAAACACCACUCAUUACAACACAAUACCUACAACCAUCAUCAACAUUACAACCAGUUCCAAUUGUCACGUCCAACAAAUCAAGCGACGCUGAAUAUAGCAUUAAUGGAAUAUUGACGAACACUGAAUCUUCAAUCUAUACAACAAAAUACGUCCAACCAUCAUCAACAUUACAACCAGUUCCAGUUGUCACUGCAGUCCCACCAGUCUACAAUCAGUCCACCACACAAUCCACAUCGACCACCACUCAAACACCACUCAUUACAACACAAUACCUACAACCAUCAUCAACAUUACAACCAGUUCCAAUUGUCACGUCCAACAAAUCAAGCGACGCUGAAUAUAGCAUUAAUGGAAUAUUGACGAACACUGAAUCUUCAAUCUAUACAACAAAAUACGUCCAACCAUCAUCAACAUUACAACCAGUUCCAGUUGUCACUGCAGUCCCACCAGUCUACAAUCAGUCCACCACACAAUCCACAUCGACCACCACUCAAACACCACUCAUUACAACACAAUACCUACAACCAUCAUCAACAUUACAACCAGUUCCAAUUGUCACGUCCAACAAAUCAAGCGACGCUGAAUAUAGCAUUAAUGGAAUAUUGACGAACACUGAAUCUUCAAUCUAUACAACAAAAUACGUCCAACCAUCAUCAACAUUACAACCAGUUCCAGUUGUCACUGCAGUCCCACCAGUCUACAAUCAGUCCACCACACAAUCCACAUCGACCACCACUCAAACACCACUCAUUACAACACAAUACCUACAACCAUCAUCAACAUUACAACCAGUUCCAAUUGUCACGUCCAACAAAUCAAGCGACGCUGAAUAUAGCAUUAAUGGAAUAUUGACGAACACUGAAUCUUCAAUCUAUACAACAAAAUACGUCCAACCAUCAUCAACAUUACAACCAGUUCCAGUUGUCACUGCAGUCCCACCAGUCUACAAUCAGUCCACCACACAAUCCACAUCGACCACCACUCAAACACCACUCAUUACAACACAAUACCUACAACCAUCAUCAACAUUACAACCAGUUCCAAUUGUCACGUCCAACAAAUCAAGCGACGCUGAAUAUAGCAUUAAUGGAAUAUUGACGAACACUGAAUCUUCAAUCUAUACAACAAAAUACGUCCAACCAUCAUCAACAUUACAACCAGUUCCAGUUGUCACUGCAGUCCCACCAGUCUACAAUCAGUCCACCACACAAUCCACAUCGACCACCACUCAAACACCACUCAUUACAACACAAUACCUACAACCAUCAUCAACAUUACAACCAGUUCCAAUUGUCACGUCCAACAAAUCAAGCGACGCUGAAUAUAGCAUUAAUGGAAUAUUGACGAACACUGAAUCUUCAAUCUAUACAACAAAAUACGUCCAACCAUCAUCAACAUUACAACCAGUUCCAGUUGUCACUGCAGUCCCACCAGUCUACAAUCAGUCCACCACACAAUCCACAUCGACCACCACUCAAACACCACUCAUUACAACACAAUACCUACAACCAUCAUCAACAUUACAACCAGUUCCAAUUGUCACGUCCAACAAAUCAAGCGACGCUGAAUAUAGCAUUAAUGGAAUAUUGACGAACACUGAAUCUUCAAUCUAUACAACAAAAUACGUCCAACCAUCAUCAACAUUACAACCAGUUCCAGUUGUCACUGCAGUCCCACCAGUCUACAAUCAGUCCACCACACAAUCCACAUCGACCACCACUCAAACACCACUCAUUACAACACAAUACCUACAACCAUCAUCAACAUUACAACCAGUUCCAAUUGUCACGUCCAACAAAUCAAGCGACGCUGAAUAUAGCAUUAAUGGAAUAUUGACGAACACUGAAUCUUCAAUCUAUACAACAAAAUACGUCCAACCAUCAUCAACAUUACAACCAGUUCCAGUUGUCACUGCAGUCCCACCAGUCUACAAUCAGUCCACCACACAAUCCACAUCGACCACCACUCAAACACCACUCAUUACAACACAAUACCUACAACCAUCAUCAACAUUACAACCAGUUCCAAUUGUCACGUCCAACAAAUCAAGCGACGCUGAAUAUAGCAUUAAUGGAAUAUUGACGAACACUGAAUCUUCAAUCUAUACAACAAAAUACGUCCAACCAUCAUCAACAUUACAACCAGUUCCAGUUGUCACUGCAGUCCCACCAGUCUACAAUCAGUCCACCACACAAUCCACAUCGACCACCACUCAAACACCACUCAUUACAACACAAUACCUACAACCAUCAUCAACAUUACAACCAGUUCCAAUUGUCACGUCCAACAAAUCAAGCGACGCUGAAUAUAGCAUUAAUGGAAUAUUGACGAACACUGAAUCUUCAAUCUAUACAACAAAAUACGUCCAACCAUCAUCAACAUUACAACCAGUUCCAGUUGUCACUGCAGUCCCACCAGUCUACAAUCAGUCCACCACACAAUCCACAUCGACCACCACUCAAACACCACUCAUUACAACACAAUACCUACAACCAUCAUCAACAUUACAACCAGUUCCAAUUGUCACGUCCAACAAAUCAAGCGACGCUGAAUAUAGCAUUAAUGGAAUAUUGACGAACACUGAAUCUUCAAUCUAUACAACAAAAUACGUCCAACCAUCAUCAACAUUACAACCAGUUCCAGUUGUCACUGCAGUCCCACCAGUCUACAAUCAGUCCACCACACAAUCCACAUCGACCACCACUCAAACACCACUCAUUACAACACAAUACCUACAACCAUCAUCAACAUUACAACCAGUUCCAAUUGUCACGUCCAACAAAUCAAGCGACGCUGAAUAUAGCAUUAAUGGAAUAUUGACGAACACUGAAUCUUCAAUCUAUACAACAAAAUACGUCCAACCAUCAUCAACAUUACAACCAGUUCCAGUUGUCACUGCAGUCCCACCAGUCUACAAUCAGUCCACCACACAAUCCACAUCGACCACCACUCAAACACCACUCAUUACAACACAAUACCUACAACCAUCAUCAACAUUACAACCAGUUCCAAUUGUCACGUCCAACAAAUCAAGCGACGCUGAAUAUAGCAUUAAUGGAAUAUUGACGAACACUGAAUCUUCAAUCUAUACAACAAAAUACGUCCAACCAUCAUCAACAUUACAACCAGUUCCAGUUGUCACUGCAGUCCCACCAGUCUACAAUCAGUCCACCACACAAUCCACAUCGACCACCACUCAAACACCACUUAUUACAACACAAUACCUACAACCAUCAUCAACAUUACAACCAGUUCCAAUUGUCACGUCCAACAAAUCAAGCGACGCUGAAUAUAGCAUUAAUGGAAUAUUGACGAACACUGAAUCUUCAAUCUAUACAACAAAAUACGUCCAACCAUCAUCAACAUUACAACCAGUUCCAGUUGUCACUGCAGUCCCACCAGUCUACAAUCAGUCCACCACACAAUCCACAUCGACCACCACUCAAACACCACUCAUUACAACACAAUACCUACAACCAUCAUCAACAUUACAACCAGUUCCAAUUGUCACGUCCAACAAAUCAAGCGACGCUGAAUAUAGCAUUAAUGGAAUAUUGACGAACACUGAAUCUUCAAUCUAUACAACAAAAUACGUCCAACCAUCAUCAACAUUACAACCAGUUCCAGUUGUCACUGCAGUCCCACCAGUCUACAAUCAGUCCACCACACAAUCCACAUCGACCACCACUCAAACACCACUCAUUACAACACAAUACCUACAACCAUCAUCAACAUUACAACCUGUUCCAUUUGUUACCUCUCUCCCACACGGCUUUAAUCUAUCUGCGUCCUUAAUGUUUACUUCUGGUUUUUAUUCAGAUGAUGGAUUUUCUCAUGGUUCAUCUGGCGAUAUUUUUUCAUCAAAUGAUGAUCUUUCUAUUGUUCCCAAUAUUUCUGAUUCUGAUUUGCUUACUCCUGAUAUUGAUUUUCCUAAUUUCAACUAUGAUUCUUCGAAUUAUCCCGUUUCGUAUGAUUCUCAAUUUGAUUAUUAUUCUUCUUCUAAAUUACCUGUUUUUGUCAAUUCAUAUGGUGAUAAUUACAACAAAUGUCAUCCUGUUCACGAGAAUGAUUGUCAUUCAUUGGAGAAUUAUAUUCCUUUCUAUGAUUAUAACAAAGUAAUAAUAUUAAGAUUAUUUAAAUGUUGUCAACACCUUUAUUCAUGUAAUACAGAAAAUUGUCAUAUCAAUAUUUUUGUGAAACAAUUAUGUGAUAAAUAUUUUCAAUAUUAA